Messenger RNA from Drosophila suzukii, 1353 nucleotides. NCBI's taxonomy places the organism in Eukaryota, Metazoa, Arthropoda, Insecta, Diptera, Drosophilidae. The record is from RefSeq and is a predicted model, not a curated record.
GCGUGGCUAACAUAGUCGCUUAUUUUUUGUGAGGGAACUGUUCUUUGUCGGCGACUUUUGGGAUCAAAGUUUCCUGCAGGAAUUACAAAGUCUUAAAGGGUUAAGAUCUUUGGAAACUUUUGAAAUGCACCGCAAAAACGGUUUGGCUCUUAUUGUUUGUGUUUCAGGUUUGAGUCCCUGAAAAGUAAGUGAGCCAUUGACUCUUAAUUGGUAAUGAACUCUUAUGAAUCAGUAUUAUAAUAGUGAUUGAUUUAUGGGUGUUACGGGUGUCUCAGUAUCCAAAAGAACAGCAUUCGUGGAAAGUACUGCUUUCUUCUUAUCUCUUUUUUGAUGGGUGAUCUUCGCCUGCAUGCAGGGAUUCGGAGGUCUAGCCAACAGGUAAACGAGUGCGAUUUGAAAAACAAAUGAACCAUGCAAAUUCUGACUGUGGUGUGUUUGGGACUUGUCUUGAGUAGAUCGUUGUCGGAGGCUGAACUGGGAGUGAUCGGCGACAUAAGCGACGAAACCUUCGAGAUGUUGAUAUCUGGAGGAUAUAAGCCAAAGAGCAACCGACUGUCCCGUCACGUGGUAUCGAUCCGCACCCACAACUAUGUGAGGCACCGGGGAGACAAUCACUUCUGCAGCGGAGUCCUGGUGAGCAGUCGAGCGGUCCUCACAGCCGCCCACUGUCUAACGGAUCGGUACAAGGCCUCGAUGAAUCCACGGGGCAUUCGGGUGGUUUUCGCACAUAUAACUCGACUGGCGGACUAUGAGGAUGCCGACACAAGAUUCGUCGAUCGUCUGGUGGUCCAUCCGGAGUACGAGCGCUAUAAGAAGAACGACCUGGCCGUCCUCAGACUAGCCGAACGCAUCCCGAGCUCCAACCACGACGUACUGCCGCUGCUCUUGCGCAAAAUGGCCAAUGUGACCUAUGGCGACACAUGUGUGACCCUUGGCUGGGGCCAGAUAUAUCAGCACGGGCCUUACUCAGAUGAACUGCUUUAUUUGGACGUUAUUAUAAGACCGCCAUCGCUGUGCCAAAAGCACGACGGUUCCUUUACGUCGGAUCAUUAUGUUUGCACGGAGCCCGUGGGCGAGGGACAGACCUGUGCCGGUGACAUGGGCGGACCACUACUUUGCAAUGGGGCUCUGCUCGGACUCAUUGGCGGACAUCAGGGAUGUGCGGGCGGCAAGGCAAUGAAGUUCGUGAGCUUUCUUUACUACAAGGAUUGGAUAACAACCACUAUCAAAUCCCUUUCCGAUUGUGGUCUAAGGGUUUCAAUAAGUAGCGUUUUUCUUACUCCCUUCCUACUGAUUCUCGUAAAUUGAUAUAGCUAAUAUGAAAAAAUACCGCCAUCACAGUAAGAAUAAAUC